AAUCUCGCCGAUAUAACGAUAAUAAAACUGGAUUUCUCACCCUUCAGAGUUUCCUUACUUAUAGGACAGCCCAUGCAGAUUUGGAAUAGUUUUACAUUCUGGAUUUCUGCUCCUAAGUUCUUCCUACUUUUUGCCAUCACUAAAGCUGUGUCGUAGAAAUGGCUGGAGUCACCCCUACGCAAGACUCAUUCGGAACCUUGAAAGACGGCACGCUCAUUACAAGAUUUAAUUUCACCAAUUCAAAUCAUGUGACCAUCCGUGUGAUCGAUUUUGGCGCCACGAUAACUGAUAUUCUGGUUCCUGAUAAAAACGGGAAAGUCGAAGAUAUUAGUCUAGGUUUCGACACUGUACAGGAUUAUGAAUCCCAACACUCGUACAUCGGCGCUGCUCUCGGGCGCGUGACGGAAAGAAUAAAAGGCGCUAAUUUCAAACUUGACGGAACUGAAUACAAAGUUUCGGCCAAUGACAACAACACUCACCAGGUCCACGGCGGGACACUGGGUUUCGACAUGAAAAAGUUUGAAGCUUCGGUUGAUGGAGACACGGUCGUAAUGAAGUAUGUCAGCCCAGACGGAGAGGAAGGGUUCCCAGGGGAAGUAUCGGCGGUGUUUACUUUCCGGUUCACAGAAGACAACGAGCUCAUUCUAGGAUACUCCGCCACCACAACCAAACCGACACCGGUGAACCUGUCAAACCACGUGUAUUUUAACCUUGCCGGUCAUGGGGCCGGAAAUAUUGGUGACCAUAUUCUGACCGUGAACUCUGACCGUUACAUUCCACUAGACAAAGAAUUGAUACCAUUAGAGGACGGCAUUAUUUCCAACGUGAAAAACACGCCAUUUGACUUCACCACGCCUUCUCAGCUCAGGGUCCGGAUGAAGGACGUGUUAGUUUCCAACUACGUAUUUGAAGAGCACGGGAAAAGGAAGCACGUGGCAAGGUUGGAGCUUCCGUCCACCGGCCGGACGGUCGACUGCUAUACUACUGAACCUUGCAUGGAGACAUAUUUUUCCUGCGCGAUGAGAUCCAUGACGGGCAAACAGGGCGCCACCUAUGGCGCUUUUGAAAAUGGCGGCAUCUGCCUUAUUCCUAUGCAGUAUAGCAGUGCCCUAAACAUGCCUAAUUUUCCUGACAUGAUUCUACGACCAGGACAGACAUACACGCAGACAACUUCAUACAAAUUUGGAUUUUAGCUGCAGAUUCAUUACCGGGCACCUUGUGAAUGUACAUACUUUAUUCAUUGUCCUAAUUGUGGUUGACAUGCAGUAUUCUAUUUGUCUUUGUGAGUAAACAAACUGUUGUAAAUGUUAUUUACUGGAGUAGAAACCUUUAAAAACCAAUAGCCGAACUGAC
Molecule: messenger RNA, 1353 nt
Organism: Ostrea edulis (European flat oyster)
Lineage: Eukaryota; Metazoa; Mollusca; Bivalvia; Ostreida; Ostreidae
Product: galactose mutarotase-like
Exons: 9
Coding region: 159-1193 (344 amino acids)
Biological process (GO): glucose metabolic process; beta-D-galactose catabolic process via UDP-galactose, Leloir pathway
Molecular function (GO): carbohydrate binding; aldose 1-epimerase activity
Source: RefSeq, a predicted model, not a curated record